AGACUGCAGUGGUGCCUCAGUUUCCCCAUCUCUCAGCACUAUUAAACAGUAAAAAGCAAUGGAGCGAAGCAGAAGUGGCAGGAUGCAUGGAGGACAUACAUUCCAUCCCAUCAGGUUCCGCUGGGGGCUCAGCAAUCAUUAAUCGGAUUCUUCACAUUCUGAAGUGCUUGGCACAGAAAAAUGGGACAGUGGGUAACUGUGCUCUGGCAGUCCGACAUGCAGCUGACUGGCAAGCUGAUCCUUUCUGCCGCCUCUCUGCUCCUGCUGACUUUGGCAUACAGAUUUUACAAGUCCCGCUCAGCACCUGGAGGCAACAACCCAACAUCCGAUGUUUGCAGAGAGAAGGGGAGAAGGGAAAAUGCAGCUCCGGAUGGGCAGAAUGUGGAGGGUCUGCGGCACAGGUGGGUGUUUGGGGCACGGAGUGGCGGUGAUGCCCAAGCGAGCGUCCCAGAUCCAUGGCGAAAGAGAGAGAAAACUCUGCCAGCGAGUGAGAAGGAAGAUGGAGGGGAGGCAAAAUCUCAUGGCAUAAGGGAUCUGAAUGAAAUGCUGAAUGGGAGCAAGGGUGGUGGAAAUGGACACAGUGUGGUUGUCCCACACAUUGUGCUUCCUAACCAGAUGGCAGGGGAUGGAGGUGCACAAAGCACCGAGCAGGAUUUGGCCAGAGGAAUCAUCAACCAGGAGGGGAGCAGUGGCACAAUCCAGACCCUUAAUGUCACCUCGGAGCUGGGGGUAAAGAUAACAGCAAGCUAUAAGGAAGCAGAUACCUCCUACUCUUUUUCCUCGAUUGCAAAGAUUGAGGUGGAGGAGAGCUAUAUCGCUGAGAAGAAGACAAAGGAUGGAGACGGGCGGCUGUCUCCUGGCCUCAAAGGUAAAGUCUAUGACUACUAUGUCCAGUCCAUCUCCCAUUCAGUAUCUACAAAAAAGUCUCUUCCACCUGCCUCUAUGGGGACAGCCUUGCGCUGCAGCUCAGAGCAGGUAAGGGAAGAGUUGCAGUGCUUGGAGUGGGUCAACACAGAACAACAAAGAUUGGAGUGGCUCAGCGAAGAGCUGCAGAGAUCAGAGGGGGUCAACAAAAAGCUGCAGAGCUUUGCCACUCCGCUCGCUGAGACUCACUCCCAAGAAACAACUGUGGCAUUGCAGGACCCUACCACCUCUCUUAUUGUCCCAUCAAAUGCGGAGAGCUUAGACAAGAACCCCAAGCCCCCGGCUCCCGCUCGCAGCAUCAGCCGUAAGAACAGUAUCCUCCAGAUUGCAGAGAACUCUCACCUCCAGCUGCCUAUGGAUGGGUUCUGCGUCACACCAGCCAGCGUGCCACCAGCAAGCCCUCAGCCAGAUCUGGUGGGCAAAGCCAACUUCUUCCAAACAUCACCCUCCUCCCUAGACACCCAUUUGGACCUGGGGAACUGCUAUGAGGUCCUCUGUAGGGCCAAGGCAGAGAAGCUAGGCUUUCUUCAGGAGGCUGCCUACAAGGUCAUGAGUGACAACUACCUACAGGUGCUGAGGACGCCCUCCAUCUACUGCCGCCUCAACGCCAGUGAGCGGGAUCUCAUCCUUCAGCGCAGAAUGAAGGGGAAGAUGUGUGUUGUUGUGGCAGACAUCAGCACGCAUGAGCUGGGCCUCUAUGCUAGCCGACUCUGCUGCUAUGAUGACAAAGGGGACCGCUGGCAUCACCUUUGCCACAUGCCACCAGAGGUAGUCUCCCAGGGGUGUGCCAUGUGCAGCAUGUUCAACUACCUCUUUGUGGUAGCAGGCUGUGAAGGCUUGGGCCGCACACCUUCCAACCGUGUCUUCUGCUACAACCCACUGACCGAUAUCUGGAGGGAGAUCUGUCCCUUGAAUCAAGCACGUCCUCACUGCAAGCUGGUGGCCUUGGAUGGUUACCUCUAUGCCAUCGGUGGAGAGUGCCUCUAUACAGUGGAGCGGUAUGACCCACGGUAUGACCGCUGGGUCUUCGUUGCUCCACUGCCUCAUGACACCUUUGCUGUAGCCCACAUGGCCACAGUGUGUGAUGGGGAGAUCUAUGUGACGGGGGGCACCUUGCGCUAUGUGCUGCUGCGCUACAUAGCCCGUGAGGACAUCUGGACAGUCAGCCCAGCUGGAGGCGGCAAGGACAGGACAGUGGAGAUGGUGAGCGUCGAUGGUUUUAUCUACCGCUUCGACCUCAAUUGCAACAUGGGUAUUGGUGUCUAUCGCUGUAGAGCCAAGGCCAAGCUGUGGUAUGAAUGUGCCACCCACGCCAAAGCCUACCUAGCCUGCUUCCAGUGUGCCGUGGUGGGCAGCCUGGUGCAUUGCAUUGGUCGCCACUUCCACAUCCGUUUCUUGGCUGACCCCAUCUCACCGCGCUUUGGGACCAAGGAGCUGCAGCCUUUCCCUUCACCCCAGGGUAGCCUGAUCCCAGCUGUCUUGGUGCUGCCAUGGGCAGGGAUGGAGCAGACACGGGUCUGAAACGCCAAUGAGAUUGUGAUAACCAGAAGUCACCAACCUUCACUUACAGUUUUCUAUUGGACUAACGCUACUGGGAUAAUGUCACAGUCAUUUACCUUCCACUGAUGGCCCAAUGCCAUCAGGACGAGGCCACCACCUCAUCUUCCCAUUCUCUGUAAAUGGAAAAGAAGGAGACAGACUGCACUUGAACACACACAAAUGCAGCGCUGGGGACACAUGAAAGAGCAAAGCUGGAGCUGGGUGGACUUGUUUGCCUACAGGUAUUUAAAUGCAGGUAUGCCUGCUUGAAUGCAAAUUAACUCAGGCUCCCAGCUACUCCAUAGAUUGCUGCUUUGCAGACAGCAGGUUUUUAAUACUGGCCCACAUGCCUAACAUAUGGGGGGGGUUUAGGGCAUAGAAAAACAUCAGUGAAGUUUGGUCUGUAAGAGAUAUCUCCAGAGCGUGUUCCCAUCAGUGUCAAGCUGUCAUUGAGCCUUCAUGUCACCCUAGAGUGGGAGACUGGGGACCAAAGCGCACCAUCGAGGUAUCGCUCCUUCUAUUGCCUUGUUACCAUUACCUUAUCCUCAGCGCAGAAUAAUAUAUAAAUCAAUAUUUAUACACGUGCAAUGUAAAUAAAUGCUAUAGAUUUAUAGACAGCUGGUCUUAAAUAAAAUUAAUGUGAACAUUUGGUAAAAUUAACCACAGGCUACUGUUGCACAUCGUUUAAAGACUAAUGGGAACAAAGAGGCUGGUGUGCAGCAAUUAGCAAUACAAAACACACAAGCAUUGUCUCCAAGGAAGAGUCCAAAAGCAAAGCAGAGCUCUCACUGUGAGCAGCUGGUUUGGCACUGGGGCCCCUCAUCUCUUUUUCCUGGGAUUGUACUGUCCUCGCUCUGUUUACAGCCUAGUGUCCUGCCAACAGCCCACUUUGGGUAAUUGCAUUUUCUUCCCCUAGCUCCUUGAGCAGCUAGAGAAAUGGAUUGUCAUCUGUCAUGUCCAUCGCUGCACACUGCUAUUGGUUCCUGUACCCAUAUCCUUGGUCAAGCACAAAGUGCAUUCAAAGUGCUUAGAGAUAAGGGAUGGCUCUGGGUGCCACACUGUAUGUCAAUAUUGUGUGGGAGAGUGUAGCUUCGUGUUUGUCCAGGGUGAAUUUUCUGGGUGUGAGCAGGGAAAUAUCCUUUGUUUGGUUUGUUUUUCUCCCAGUUAUUAUUGUCACUUCAUCUCAUUCUUUCUGCCAUUGCAGUGAAUAGGCCAAAUAGCACAAUUAGUGUACAUGAACAUUCAUGGGUUUUAUGGCCACGUGUUUUCAAAUAUUUUUAGACCUGGCACCGUAAGUCACUAGCUCAGAGCUCAAAGUCCACAGCCCUGCGGCACUUCUCUCUGCAUGGCCUAAAGUAGAUUUCAGGUCCCUUCCAAUGCAAGUUGUUCCAGGAAAUGGCCUUGAAGAUCUUCCACCACAUUUGGUGGUAUCAGUGGGGACCUUCCUACCAAUGCUAGGAGACCCUGGGAGGAGGUAAAGCCAUGCUAAUUAACCUUUGUUAAUUAGCAUUAAUUAUACACUUCUGCUGAUGGAGGAUGGCAAUGCAACUCUCCCAUGCUAGAAAAUGUAAUGGUCCUAGCGCUAACUUCAUCCUACUCCACCAAUGAUGUGCAAUAUCUCUCUGAUAUGAUGCCUUAUGAGUCAAAAAAACUUUAUUAUUGUUAAGUUUCUAAUUAUUUGGUUACCUGCACAGCCCUUCUCAGAGCAGCAAUCCCAAAACUUUGGGUAUUCCCAGGAAGGUGGGUGGGACGUAGGCAGCUGGACCCCUUUCAGCUGACAGCUCUUAUUUCAAGCUUUGUAGGGAUUCUGCCCUUCUCAUGGUGACUAUUUGCUUCUGCAUGAGGUUUCACCUGAGAUUUAACUCCUUGUUCUCAGGACCAUGCAGGCAAGGAUGAACACACUGCAAUAAUUAAGCCUUUUCUCAUUACUCAGCAUGAUGACCAUGAACAAUUAAUAGCAUCUCCCUUAACAGCCCAAGCAAGCAUCUGCUGUAAAUCAUUAGUGGAGACCGUUUUUCCCUUCUGUUUAAGCAGAAGCUGUAAUUUUUCUAGGAUCUUCUUCUGAUCCGCAGUAAUUUUAUUCCCCAUCAUAGCGCAAUCACUUACCUUCGUCCAGCAACAGGCAGCAGGCGUGAAGGGGGUCUGCAUUUCUUCCAAGCCCAUGGCCUCAUGGAAGUUAGGCUAACUGUGGAUCCCCACGUGGAUGGAUCCCCAGCAAGCUCCACAUAGUCCCCUUCACUCUUGCACCUUCCAAUAUUAACACAAUUCUCCUGGGGUGGCAUUCUGGAGAUUGAAGGUGCUGAGGAUGUCCUGUGUCAUUGUGGAGGCAAAGCAAAUUUCAAGCACAAAGCAUGCAGUGAUCCUACACUCAAGGGCAAAGUGAGUUUUGGCUGAGGUAGGGGAAAGCAGCACAGAGGAAAGGACAAAUGUAAGGCAAUACGCUAACCUGGAUGAUGUUUUUUCUUGUGACAUCGAGGCAUUAUUUUUGUAAGCGGAUUGGUGAGGAACCUUUUGUUAAUCCUUUCAGCACUUACCCCUCGCCUAUAGCACCAGCUCUUCUCAGCUCCCAGAAGAAGAGAUGAUCCCUAGGUGUAACUGCUCAACCACACUGCUUUACAGACUCAACCAAACACAGCCCUUGCACUAAAUUUGGUAUUUUCUUCUAAUCAGGAAGCUCCAUUAUGCACCCCACCACAUUUACUCAGGCAAUUACAUAGUUUAAUGUAUAUUGAUUCAGAUUUCUAAUUUUUACAUUUUUGAUUAUGGCAGAAAGCAGUGAAUGACGCAUUUCUUAUUUACCACACACUCUUUUUCCCUUUGCAAUAUGCCAGGCUGCAUCCAAAUGGAAAUUGGAAGUCAAUUAAAGAAGUACAAAACUAGCAUUUUAAAAUCUUUUUCUUUAUUAGUUAAACACUGCUACCUUCCAUGUGUCGGCUACAUCACAGGGGAAAAAAAAACGAAAAACUGAAAAAGUGAGUUUAUCCAGACAUGUUUUGCAUUUAAAACUGAUGUGAUACAUGAAAGAAAUAUUAAGCACAGCAAGCUGCCAAAUUAAGUAACUCUUUCAUGACAAGCAGGAGCAAGCUCAUAUCGUUACCUGAGGUUGUUCAGAGACCAGUGGGAAUUUAAGAGCAGAGAAAGAGAAGAAAGAAAAAUCUUGGUGCCUGAAGUAACCAUCAGCCUAUGGCUAUGGCUUCUUGUGGAUGCUGAUCCUACGUGAUUUUGGGACAUCAUUCUAUUACAGGAUGGAUUGCCAUGGAAGAGCUUCCACGAGACAUUUGGAGGUGGAGAAAUGUUCUCUCUUCUCCCGCUUAUGGGUUGGUGGUUAGACUUGAUGAUCUUUGUGGUCUUUUCCAAACUUAAUGAUUCUGUGAAUGAGAGUAGAGGUGAUGGUUUGAUGAUUGUACUUGGUGAUCUUAGAAGUCUUUUCCAGUCUCAAUGAUACUACGAUUUAUUUCUUUGACGCUUCCACCAAAUUGCCCAAGCCCUGCUUAGUGGAGGAGAUGCUGGAGGCACCAACACUAGCCUGGCUUGCAACCAGGAAGGUGAUGAGGAGUUGCACCCAGACUGCUCUACCAACCCCAAAAGAAACUUCCAAAAGGAAGCAGAUAUUGAUGCAACCACGAUGGUUUGGUCCAAACACAUCUUACUGCACGGUGCCCAAGAGCUGCUUGGUAGCAUCUUGCUCACCCCAAUGGGCUUGGAGGCUGCAUCUUGCUCCAGUGAGGACACAGAAAAACCAGGGAAUGCUGAGCAUCCCAGGGAUGUGGGAUCUCAGUGAGAUCAAUCACCCUCUACAGAAAGACCUCACCCCAAAUUUAUGCCAAAAGGCUGAAAGAUGGGAAUCAGAACCUCGUGUGCAGAAGUGGGGCUCCUAGCACACCAGGGACACCCACCAGCACUGAGAGAUCAGCAGUAAUGAAAGAAGCUACCAGGAGAGCGGGCAGCCAGCCAGCCAAAUGUAAUUAAUGGCAUUUGUGGACAACAAACCUCGGCAAGCACAGGGAGGGGAACGGAGCUGGAGGAAGGGAGCACAUCCCCUUGCCUUCAUUCUGGGAAGAAAACAUGGCCAUUUGGAGGCUAUCCAAGCUGGAAUAACAGGCUGGUGAAGGACUAUUUAAUUAAAAUCCACACUGCGUUUGAAGGGAAAAGGGCUCAGAAUGAAUAAGCACGGUGAUAAAAUAUGCAUAGGCUCCAGCAGAAGUUCUCCCUCCCCAGCACAAGCCUCUGCUUAAAGCGUUGAUGGCUUUUGAUUCACAGUCUUCAGUGAGGAGGGAAUACUUGCCAGCCACUAUUUCAAUCCAGCAGGGAGUUUUUUUUCCGGGGGUUAUAGCAAGGCUAUAGUUUAGGAUGUGUCAGCAUCAGCAUCGUAAACACAGAUUAGAAAUGCUAUAAAAGGGGAAUAAAUAGAUAAAUAAGUACAACCUAUUCUUCUGGCUGGAGUUUACCAUCCUGCUAGCUUGAGCCAAAGGGAAAUUUUUUCUCCAUUACUAAAAUAAGACCAAUAAGGCUAGUUUAUACUCACAGGAAAGUCAGAGUGGGGGAGAAGGGAAAACUAAAGCUGUAGAAGGAGAAAAGGGAUGGUCUGAGAUGAGAAAGGGGGACUGGGGUGACCAGAGGACACUUAGAGGCACCAAGCAUGGGGUGACCAGAGAAGAAUCUGGGGAAAUGCUCUCUCACAAAGCUAAUAUCUAGCCAACCAAUACUAGAUUUAGCGUUACUCCAGUUUUUUGGGUUCAUCACCCUCUACAGUGCCUGAGAUGGAUAAAAGACAUGGUGAAGGUGCACAUGAAGCACAGAUGCAAAUUUUAUCAAACCAGAAAGCAAUAAACAUUCACUCUGCUACUUCAGCUCUCACCCCAUCCUGAGAGCUUUCAUCACCUCCUUGAGCUUUUUCUAUCAGCUCUCAUUGGGCAAUUUGCUCCCCACCUUAUGGUUCCCCUUUUACAGUCCAAGACCCAGCUGGAUCCUACUGCUGCCCGCUUUCCCCUGCUGACCUCAGGCAUUAUAGAACCAUAUAGUCAUUAAAGUUAGAAAAGACCUCUAAGGUCCUUAAGUCCAACCCCAACCCAUCCCCACUAAUCACAACUCCAUGUUUCUUGAACACCUCCUGGAAUGGUGACUCCACCACUUCAGAUUUGUCAGAGCCAAGAAUCCAUUCCCAGAGCGCUCCUGGGUGGCUCAAAGCUGCCCACAAAAGAUAAGCAGCAGCUCCUGGACCUGCCCCGGGCUAUCAUUCCCAACACAAUCCCAUUUAAGGUCUCUGCCAAAGAAUAGAGACUGCAGGUCCAGCCCCAGGGCAGGCAUCCACCUGUGCACAGACACUGGUUGCAUUUGCCUUCCCCACAUCAUUAUCCUAACGUUUCUCUAACACAUAUGGAUGGAGCAGAUGAGAGGAGACUAAGGAAGCGUCAUCCAGAGAGCCAAGAGACCUUGCAAAACCACUUGGAAUAGAUAGCCUAGUUAAUGCUACGAGGAUGCUGUGGUCUCAUCCUUCCCUCCUUUCACAUGUAAGGGUUUUUGAGGCUCCCAAGAGCUGUGCAAAAUCUCCCUUGGGAAUUCUGUGGCCCCAGCAUUGGCUCUUUCAGGUCAUCUCUCGACCCGCUGGGAUUUUUGCCUCCUCUAUCCCUUUCCCACUGCUAUUAUCAGCUGGCAGUGCAGCACAGACAAGCCCCAGCAUAGGCAGAGUGGCCACCACUAAUAAAGGGCUUGGGGCCUGUAUCAAAAGUGAGACAGGCUCUGUGAGGUGUCCCAGGGGUGCCAAACUGGCUCCAGCCCAACUCCCUUUCCCCUUUGCAUGAGCACAUUCAAUGAAUUCCAUAUUAAUCAGCACUGCAGGCAGCAUGCUCCUGCACGCCACUAGCAAAGGACUGGGUGAGGGGAAACACAAUUGUUCCACCAUCAACAUCUAAAGCUUCCUUUUACCAGGCCUAAAACCCUUCCUAGUGGUCAGCUUCUUUGCUUUACUCCUCAAUGCCAGUGACUCAGCGCUGGACCAGAGCCUCUGCAUCAUCAUGCCAAGGACUGUGCCCCACCACUACCUAUGCAGCUUGCAGAAUCUGCGCUGCAGAGUGCUGAGAGCAUUUCCCCACACAACACUGUAGGAUUUACUCCUACUCAACACAACAUCAUGAGCAGCAGAGCAGUUGCAAUUAGCUAGGAAAUUGCUGGGAAUGGGAAGGAUGGCUCAGGAAUGGAUGCCCAUCAAUACCAACAUUUGCUAAGCAAACAGCUGGAGAUCUUGGUGAUGAGACCUCCCUAUCCCGAAAAAAAGUAAAAAAAAAAAAAAAAAGAUUUAAUAUCUUGCUGAACCAACAUGGCCCUUGGAAUGCGACUGGGCACUCAGGACUGGGGAGGGCAGAAAUUGCAGCUGGUACUUCCCACAUCCCAUCGCAUCCCAAAGGCUCUUGGGGUGAUUUUCUAUAAAGGUGAAAUCAUUUCCAGGGUAGAGAUCAACUUCCCUAUCUUUUUUUAGGACUAAACCCCAUCCCCAAAAAUCCUCCAGCAUAACAGGAAGUUCAUCCCAACCCUGAUUUGGCAGCACAGGCGUUAACUCCCAGCAUAGAUGGAUUUUCCAUGCCCCCUGUCGAUAAACAAAGAGGCAAUUACACCACAUUUCUCUGAUGGCUACAGAUCUUUAGAAGAAUAAACACAAUAGCACUUCACUGAAUAUCAAUGACACGCAAACACAAUCCAUAUUUUCACUGGCAACUGAGGCUUCCCAGCUCCACAGCUCUUUAUGUUGUUGCUGUUGUUUAAACCUUAAACAAAGAAGAAUCAGAUGCUCUCAUGUUUUACACCAUUUUCACCCUUUCAUUUAAAUGGAUGGUGACUGCAUUGACAUCUGGCCAACAAGCUUUUUUUUUUUUUUUUUUUUGGUCUUUUGGUGAUUUCUUUGUUUUUAAAGCUUGUGGCCACAAAACAAACACUCAAGCAAAAUAUUCACAGGGAGAAUUGAAAUCCUCAAAGGGAAACAGGUUUGCUCGUGGUUGCUGCUUGGUCACAACAGGGCCUCUUCUCUUUAUUCCCCUCCCCCCAGUCAGAAGAAAUUUUUACAAAAGUGUUGUUUCCAUCAUAAAGGAUAAAGGAGCACUGCUUACACUCCCUGAGGGCAUUGCAAACACUCCAACACACUGUACAGCUUCCAAGUCUGUUUUACCACAUUUUGCAUUAAAUGGAAAAUACCAGAUUUCCCCCUUUUCCUUCUUUUUUUUCCCUCAUUCCCAGCCUGCAAAUCAAUAUCAAACCCAAAAUUCAGCAGGGCUGCAGCACAGAUCAUCUGACCGUUUUCUGAAUUUUACAUGGGUUAUGUUUGCAGAACAUUCACCAUGCGCAAUUUGGGGCUGAAUCUCAAUGCAAGCUGUCUGCUCCCCACUGAUUCACAUCUGCAAAGCCUUUGGCCAUUUCCAGAUGCUCACUUUGAUGGGCUUGUUGGAGCCCCAGCAUCUCAGUUAUGUAUUCUGCUCAUCCCUUAUGAAUUAUUGCAUGCAAAAUCAGCCCCAAAAUCGCUACUAGCAAGGAUGGAUGCAGGAGGUUCCACACCACAGUCCAUACUGUGGUACCCACAGCAUACUCAUGCUCCUUCCUUAUAUCCCUUUGCUUGAACGCAUGUUUUUUGAUCAAGACAAUCGUAAGAUCCCCUAAAAAGCCACAAAACUUAACAGAAGUCUGGAGUGCGACCCAUAACGGGAAUGGGAAAAGUAGAUUUUCCCCCUCUCUGAUAUUUCUCCUUGCACAUGUUUUGGAUUGGAGCAGACAAGGGAAGGAUCCCUUGCAAAACACCAAAUAAGAGUAAAAUACUAUAUGGGAAUUGCUAAGUCACAGCCUGAACCAAUGAUUGAGCACCUGGUGAAGGUGAAGGGACAUAGCCAGCCCUGGGAGCACAGGUGAAAACAACUCACCCAUGCAAUCAGAAUGGGUGGUACCAGGUUCCUUAAGCCUCAUUUAAGGGCUAGCUGCCACAAGAAAAGAUUAUCUCUCUGGAGAUUUUUUUUUUUUUUUUUUUUUGGGGGGGGGGGGGGUGUGUAUUCGGUGAGCUCUGAUCCCUGGGAUGGGUAAGCAAAUCUUUAUUUCUUUAGCUGAAUUUUGGCCAUCACUGCUUUUUGGGGGGAAUUUAGAACUGGUUAUCUGUCGUUGCCACACUUCCACAGCUGAAUGCCCUUUUCAGUGUUGCAUCUGUAUUUUUUUCUCUUUCAUUUGUAGCUUGCACCCUUCCCAACUUUUCUCCUUUGGGUCUUGUACUAUGUGGUGUAUGUUCUAUGGAUUAUUACUGCCAUAGCAGAAACAGACAUGUUUCUGUGGAGAAAACCAGGAGCAGAAUAGUGGAUUCCAAGGUCAGACUGGGCCAUAUGUUUUUUUCUUAGCAUUACAGACACACCACUCAGUAAUUCUGGUGGAAAUGGAGGGUCCAUGUCUCACCUCCACUCCCAAACCCUUGGUCUUGCACUAAGACACUCAUUCCUUGACACCGUUCACCUCCUACAUAAAGAAAAGGGCAGAGUACGUUGGCAAAAACAAUCAUUUCAGUGAAUUUCAUCCAAUUUACAGGAAAAUUACUGCAAAUUUAGGUGGAAAACUGCUGUUUUCAUUAAUCUUUGUGGAAAUAACUAUCUUUGUGCUUUCAGCUAUUGCGCUUUCAUUUCAUUAUCAUUAAAUUUUGCUUCAUUGUAAAAUUUUGGUGUGUAAAUAUCUAAAAACAAUCUAACGGAUGCUAACAAAAGUGAGAAAGUGUGGCAUCAAUUUGAUGAUACUUUACAGAUAUUCAAUAAGCACUUAGUGCAAAUUUGAUGGGUUUGGAGAAGCUUCCGUUGGUUUUCUUCGUCUUUCGUUUAUUCGUUUUUGCGCCUUCAAUUCCCGCCCCCCCCCCCCCCCAGUUUGUAUUUUUUUCCGUCAUCAAAAGAGAAAAGGAUGGUCAGGGACUGCGUUGCGAGUCCGCGUCAAUGCAGUUGGAAAAGUUGUUUCCGCGGUCUUUGGUGCCACUGCAUGGACGUUCGCCGGAACUACAGAGACGUUGUUUCCGCCGUCUUCCGCGGGUUGCCACGGACUUCUUUGAAUGACCCUGCUGUCUAGUGGAGACUAGAUUCAGCCUGAGGACUCAGAGGCUGUCAAGGGAAGUUUGUCUCCAGAGCAAGGAGGGACCAGAGCGUACAAUUCUCACCACUGGACACACCUCCCCCACACAGACGUAGCGCCCCAUGGGAAGCGGGGCUGUGCUUGCUCGCUGAACCUCCCCUUUCACAAUUAGCAGAAACAAUGGUUUCUCACCUGAUGCGACUCUCAGGAGCUAUUAUUUGAGGUUUAUUAUCAGGUGCGAAGGUGUGAACGGGUGGGCGGUUGUUUAAACCGUGCCGCUGAUGUGCCACCUCCACUCCUGGUGACUCAGGAGCCCGCCCACAAGCUGCCAACUCCCAGCACAAGCACAGCGCUGAUGCUAGCCUCAAAAAAGCCCUAAAAAAGCCUUUAAAAAGUCUUUAAAAGAGCUUUUUGGUUGGCCUUUUCUUGCUCCAGAUCCCUUGCCAGCACAGACUUACCUGCUCAGAAGCAAGUCUCCACAGCGUGGUGUGUGUUAUAUUGACAAUGGUCAGUCACAGUCCUUGACAGAGUCAGCGAGAAUAGGGAGAUGCAUGAGCAGAAAAGGAGCUGCUUUAGUAAUGGAGCAAAAAGUUACACUUUAUGGUGAGGUAAGAAGUUGCUUAUUGCCAAUGAAUCAGAGUAGAAACUCAGGCGCGUGAUUGCUUCAUGCCAUCCACGUAAUAACCAAUUGAUUACAGAGGUGUUAUGUGUGAUUCAUGCCUGCAUCCAAUCAGAAGCACACUAAGUAUUAUUUAAGAGUUGUAUUUUUUCCAA
Molecule: messenger RNA, 12309 nt
Organism: Lagopus muta (rock ptarmigan)
Lineage: Eukaryota; Metazoa; Chordata; Aves; Galliformes; Phasianidae
Gene: KLHDC7A
Product: kelch domain containing 7A
Exons: 3
Coding region: 181-2445 (754 amino acids)
Molecular function (GO): protein binding
Source: RefSeq, a predicted model, not a curated record